Messenger RNA from Rodentolepis nana, 147 nucleotides. Lineage: Eukaryota; Metazoa; Platyhelminthes; Cestoda; Cyclophyllidea; Hymenolepididae. The record is from the annotation of a GenBank genome assembly.
AAAGUGACAGCGGACAGUAAUAAUGGUCGGCAUUACUGUUAUCCCCAUUUGACGUGCGCAGUCGAUACGGAGAAUAUCCGUCGGGUUUUCAAUGACUGCCGUGACAUCAUCCAAAGAAUGCAUCUCCGCCAAUAUGAACUGCUGUAG